Messenger RNA from Biomphalaria glabrata, 2887 nucleotides. Its product is annotated as ATP-dependent RNA helicase DDX4-like. Gene Ontology annotation, biological process: gamete generation; cell differentiation. The transcript has 19 exons. Gene Ontology annotation, cellular component: P granule; nucleus. Gene Ontology annotation, molecular function: RNA helicase activity; RNA binding; ATP binding. The record is from RefSeq and is a predicted model, not a curated record. Lineage: Eukaryota; Metazoa; Mollusca; Gastropoda; Planorbidae. The coding region runs from base 261 to 2696 and encodes 811 amino acids.
UUUCAGUUGGCAAGUAUUCUUUACCGCAUGUAAAAUAUAGAUCAUAGUUUUCUAGUAGACUCUCAAUGAUCUCAUAAGAGUAGAUUCUAGAGGAUCAGGAUUUGAAGUCGAAUUUAGACAUAGACUCUAGAAUCUACGGAAAGUAGACGUUUAGAUUUUUCUGAGGAUAUUUGACCUACACUACAGUUUUCGAGUUCUGUUAGAUCUAGUGUGAUAAGAUUAGUUAGGUAGAUUUAUAUUAAAAAAUUCUCAUUCUGAAAAUGGACGAAGAUUGGGAGGAUGCUGUUCAACCCGUUGGUGCCAAUACGUUUUCGAUGAUGAAUGCUAGAGAGAAUGCAUCAUUUGGGAAAGCUUCAUUGACUAGCACAUUUAUUGGAAAAACUGUCAGAGGUCUUGGAAGAGGACUUGUAGACAACAGUCAAUCUUCAUUUGGGGGUAUUGGGUUUGGCAACAAAUCAAACCAAGAAAAUAAACCACAGUCACAUGGCAAUGGAUUUGGUAGAAAAGAAUUUGGGAAUGAAAAUGGAAGUAGAACAUUUGGAGCCAACCGGUCCAAUAACACAGAGGACAGUGGUGAUACAAAGUCAUUUGGGGGUUUUGCUGCUAUUAGAGCAUCUGGAUUGUGCAACGCACAGAGUGACAAAAGUACUUCCAAUGGGACAGGGAAUUCAUUUUCAAAUAAAGAAAGUGGUGGUUUUGGAAGAGGUGGUGACAGGAAUAAAAGAGCAGGAGAUUGGAUUUGCCCUAAUGAAAAUUGUGGGAACAGCAACUUUGGUUUUCGCCAAUCCUGCCAGAAAUGUGACACUCCCCGAAGUGAUGAUAACAUGAAAAGAGACAAUUCAGAUUCUGGCUUCAGAAAAAAUAACUUUGGUGGUCAAGGUUUUGGCGGAGGAGGUGGUAGUGAUGGUAAUAAAAGGUCAGGAGAUUGGACAUGUUCUAAUGAAUCAUGUGGAAAUAACAAUUUUGCUUUCAGGCAAACAUGUCAAAAGUGUGACACUCCAAAAGAUGACUCAGGUGGUGAUUCUGGCUUUGGGAAUAAUCAAUCACAGUCAGGCUUUGGCAAAGCUAAAUCAGGAGGAUUUAAAGGUUCCGACUCAAAGCCUGGUGGCAAACCGAGGGGGGAGGAAUGGAUUUGCCCAAAUGAGGACUGUGGCAACAACAAUUUUGCUUUUAGAAAAGAAUGUAUGAAAUGUAGCACACCCAAACCUGGAGGAUCCACUGAUGAUGCUGGAGUCAGUCGACCAGCGCCUUACAUCCCUCCUGCACCUUCAGAUAAUGUGGAUGAUAUUUUUGGCGGACAUGUUCAGAAAGGGAUCAAUUUUGACAAGUACGAUGAUAUUCCAGUGGAAGUCAGCGGCCAUGACCAAUGUGGUUUUAUCACAACUUUUCAAGAAGCUGGCCUUUUGCCAACAUUUCUCCGCAACAUCAAGAGGGCUAACUAUGAGCGUCCAACACCCAUCCAAAAAUACUCAAUUCCAAUUAUAAUGGCUGGAAGAGAUUUAAUGGCUUGUGCACAAACUGGUUCUGGAAAAACGGCUGCCUUUCUCUUACCUGUGUUGACCUCCAUGAUUCAGAAAGGUUUAACCACAGACAAAUACCAAGAUGUUCAAUAUCCUCAGACCAUCUGUGUUGCUCCAACUAGAGAGCUAGCUCUGCAGAUCUACAAUGACUGUCGUAGAUUUGCCUAUGAGACAGAUGUGAGAGCUGUAGUGCUGUAUGGUGGAACAUCUCUGGGCUAUCAAAUAAAACAAAUAGAGCAGGGAGCCAAUAUUGUCAUCGGUACCCCAGGGCGUUUGCUGGAUGUCAUUAAUAGAGGAAAAGUGAAUUUGUCCCAAGUACUUUAUCUCAUACUGGAUGAAGCUGACCGCAUGUUAGACAUGGGGUUUGAACCUGAAAUUAGAAAACUAGUGGAAACUAUGGGAAUGACUCCUAAGACACAGCGACAAACUCUCAUGUUCUCUGCUACAUUUCCCGAAGAGAUACAAAAAUUGGCAUCAGACUUCUUAAAUGAUUACCUCUUUGUGACCAUUGGACGAGUGGGUGGAGCCAAUACAGACGUUUCACAGAAUUUCUUUGAGGUGGAGCGUCUUCAGAAACGUGAUGCUCUCUGUGAUAUUCUACGAGCUGGAGAAAAUGAAAAGACUCUUGUUUUUGUUGAGAUGAAGAGGAACGCUGACUUUUUAGCAUCCUACUUGUGCCAGUCUGGCUUCAAAACUACCAGUAUUCAUGGUGAUAGGUUACAAAAAGAACGUGAAGAAGCCCUUGAAGAUUUUAAAAGAGGAAGUUCCAAUGUAUUAGUCGCCACCUCAGUUGCCGCUCGCGGCCUUGACAUUCCUGAGGUGAUGCAUGUUGUGAAUUAUGACUUGCCAUCUUCCAUUGAUGAAUAUGUGCAUCGCAUUGGCCGCACUGGACGUUGUGGCAACCUGGGCAAGGCCACCAGUUUUUUUAGUGCUGAUACAGAUUUACCAUUGGCUGCUAGUCUGGUUCGAAUCCUUAAAGAGGCUCAUCAGGAAGUUCCAGAUUGGCUAGCAGCUCAUGCCAGUGGUAUGGGCCCAGGAGAUACUGGAACAUUCACUUCCAAAUUUGGAGGAAAGGAUAUCAGAGCAGGAAAGCUAUCUGCCCCUGGUAAAGUUGAAGACAGUUGGGCUGCCGGGACAGGUGCAAGUUUUGCUGAUCGUGAUGAAGAAGAGUGGUAGUUAGUUUUAUGCUGAGACUUCCAAGUUUUUAUGUUUUUAUGCAUUUACAGUCAACAACUGUUUGUAUAAAGUUGAUUUCUUGUUGAUUAGGCCACAAAGUUGUUGGUUCUUUUUUGGUUUAUUUUGUUUCAUUAUUUUGACAAAGUUCUCUUGUUGCUGUAUAUAGUGUACAAUAAAAGUAUACUACAAUA